Molecule: messenger RNA, 2630 nt
Organism: Doryrhamphus excisus (bluestripe pipefish)
Lineage: Eukaryota; Metazoa; Chordata; Actinopteri; Syngnathiformes; Syngnathidae
Source: RefSeq, a predicted model, not a curated record
UAUAUUGUAUAGCCUAUAUAAACACAGUGUUUGCCUUCUACACGCCAGUUUUUUUCCCGUGGGAUUGGUCGAUAUAGCUUAGCAUCGGCAGGUGUAGCUAAUGCCAAGACAACACUCCAUCAUGGCGUCUCACGCCCUCUUGGUUAUUUUUAGUGCGGACCAUCAGAAGCUCGGUUUGUGCUAACCGAGCGGCGCUCCUGUUGAGUCACGGUUCUGAAAAGGUUCUCCUCGGCUCAAUUAGGACAUCCGAGAAGGACUGACGGAACAACACGGCCGCGCCGCAGAGCUCCGCCGGUGCCAGGACACUUUACCGGAGCGUAUCCCGGUGCCAGAACCUUCACCGAGGAACAAAGCCAGUUACCAUGGAGGUUUUGAUGGAGCGUCUGGAGCGGGCGGUGACGCGCCUGGAGCAGGUGACGGCGUCCGGGGGCGUGUCCAACGUGGCAAACGGAGGCAAGCCUGCUGGGAUGUUUGCACCAUGGAGCGAAGACAGCAUCUUGGAAACGUAUCAAGGUUCACGUGUGUGUGUGUGUGUUCCAGAUGCUUCCCAGUGCGUGGAGGCCUUCGAUGUGCUUCUGAUGGGUCCACUGACGGACUACGUGAACAUCAGCCGGGCCAUCGGCAGCGAAGUGGAGAAACAUGCGGAGAUGGUGACCAAAGCCUUGCACACUCAGAAGACUUUCCUCCGCGUGGCUGCGACACACCAGGAACCCGCACAGAUGGAACUUCACGACCUGCUGAAGCCCAUUUGUGACCACAUCCAGGAGAUCCAGACCUUCAGAGAACGGAACCGGGGCAGCAGCCUCUUCAACCACCUCUCGGCCGUCAGCGAGAGCAUCCCCGCCCUCGGCUGGGUGGCCGUGGACCAGAAGCCGGGCCCGUAUGUGAAGGAGAUGAACGACGCCGCCACCUUCUACACCAACAGAGUACUGAAGGACUACAAAGAAAGGGACCGACGCCACGUGGACUGGGUACGCUCCUACCUGUCCAUCUGGACCCACAUGCAGUCCUUCAUCAAGCAGCACCACGCCGGCGGACUCGUCUGGAGCAAGACCGGGCCCAUCGCACCUCCUUCUCUUUUUGAGGCCCCCAGUCCUCCCUGUCCUCCUCCUCCUCCUGGACCUCCUCCCGUAUUGUCAGAUGAAGACCCUGAGGUUCCGAGCUCAUCAUCAUCAUCCCAGCACUCUGCUCUGUUUGCCCAGCUCAACCAGGGCUUGGACAUCACCAGAGGUCUGAAGCACGUCUCGGACCAGCAGAAGACCCACAAGAACCCUCAACUUCGCUCCCAGGAAGCAGUGGGGAGCCACAGCGGCAAAGCUGGGACAAAGAAGUCCCCGGGAAAGACGCCGGUGCAGAAAGGGCUCCCUCUGCUGGAGCUGGAGGGCAAGAAGUGGAAGGUGGAGAACUUUGAGAAGAAGCACGACCUGCUCAUCCAGGACACAGAGCUCAAGCAGGUGGCGUACGUCUUCGGGUGCCAUGACGCCACGCUGCAGAUUCAAGGAAAGCUCAACUCCAUCAUCGUGGAUAACUGCAAGAAGAUGGGUGUGGUCUUUGAGAGCGUGGUGGGGAUCGUGGAGAUAAUCAAUUCCAAGGCUGUCCAGCUCCAGGUGUUGGGAAGAGUUCCCACGAUUUCCAUCAACAAAACGGAAGGUUGCCAGGUGUACCUGAGUCCCGACUCCUUGACGUGCGACGUCGUCAGCGCCAAGAGCUCGGAGAUGAACAUCCUGAUGCCGCAAGGCGACGGCGACUACAAGGAGUUCCCGCUUCCCGAGCAGUUCAAGAGCGUCUGGGACGGGUCCAAGCUGGUAACGGAACCCACCGAGAUGGCAGGUUGAUUGAUCACGUCUGCUCAGACCUCAUGUCUCACCGUAGGGAAUAUGAAUAUUGUUGUUAUAUCGUUAUUGUUGACCAAUUUAUCCAACAUGUACACAAUCAGAAACAACUGCAGGAUGUCGGUGCUUAUCAAAAGGUGACAUGUUUAAAUCUCGAUUUACAAGCAUUUUAAAGUGGAUGUGUUGUAUAAUACUGGAUCACUGACGCUCUGUAUCAUUCAGCAUUUUUAUUAUGGGGCUGAUAUUACGGAAUUAUUACAUCAUACCCAUAAAUCUCAUCAUGCUAUGUCGUGACGUCCCCUGAGCUCACUCGGAAACAAUCACCAUGCUCCCCAAAACCCGACCAGCCACCUUUUAGCUAAAAUGCUAACAUGCUAACAGUCAAGGCAAGAGGCAAGAGAGCCUCAAGUUUAGAAAGUGCCAAGGUUGUCCUAUAACCUCCCUACACCAUGCCAUAUGUGUAUUUGCCUGAAGACAUGAGUAAAUUAGCUUAAAUGCUAACAUGCUAACGGCUACCAUGCUAGCACCUAGCAAGAGAGCAUCAAGUUGAGAAAGUGCCAAGGUUGUCCUAUAAUCUCCGUACAUCAUGCCAUGUGUGUAUUUGCCUUUAGACAUGAGUAAAUUAGCUUAAAUGCUAACAUGCUAGCACCUAGCAAGAGGGCGUCAAGUUUAGAAAGUGCCAAGGUUGUCCAAUAACCUCCCUACAUCAUGCCAUGUGUGUAUUUGCCUUUACAUGUGAGUAAAUUAGCUUAAAUGCUAACAUGCUAACAGUCGUCAUGCUAGCACCUAGCAAGAGAG